AUGCGCACCAUCGAUCACUCUGCUGCCUGGCGUUGGACGCGACGCACCGCCAUCUUGAGCCAAGCUGUUGGGCCUGUGGAUUAACCUCCUUCUCUCGCAAGCCAUGGCAAUGGAUGCGCAGCAGCAGAACAAGAACUUGGAGGGCGUCAAGAAGGAAGCGCAGACGCCCAAGACCAACGAGAAUGGCAGCGAUAUGGACAAUUUCCGAGGUGGGAGAGGAGGCGGCCGUGGCAGCUUCCGUGGCAACCGGGGCGGAGGACCUGGCGGCGCUGGAGGACGAGGCGGCGGUAAUGCGUCUUCAGGGACAGUGCAAACCUCGACACCGGUGCCCGGAGGUAUCGGCAGCCUAGGACAGAAUAACAGUCUCGGGCAAGGCGCUCAGGGCGGUGGCGGCGGCGUUGGCGGCGGCGGUGGCGGGGCGAGAGGAGGCUACAAUGACCGCAAUGAACGUGGUGGCGGUGGAGGAUUUUAUCGUGGCGGCAGGGGCGGCCGUGGGGGUCGCGGCGGCGGCGGAGGCGGCGGCGGAGGCGGAGGCGGCGGAGGAAAUUUCAACCAAGGCGACAGAGACAAGUUCCCUCAUGAUAGGGUUUUGGAACGUCUGAAGGCCCUCUCAGGACCAAUGAUCGACUUAGUGCCUCGUGAGGAAAAUGUUCGGAAAUUCUCAAAUCAUUGCAGACUUUGGGUUGGAAAUCUUCCUCUCGACAUCAAGGAAGAUGAUGUUAAGGAAUUGUUCAAGCCAUUUGGAGAGUUUGAUGAAGUGUACUUUGACAAGAAUAAAGGCUUUGCAUUUGUGCGCAUGGACUAUAAGAGCAAUGCAGAGAAAGCAAGGCAGGAGUUACACCUGAAGGACUACAAGGGUCGGCAACUGAAGAUCAGGUUUUCUUCACCAGGCACAGCCUUGAAAGUCAGGAAUCUGUCCACUUGGGUGACAAAUGAAUUGUUGGAGAAGGCAUUUAGUGUUUUUGGAGAGCUAGAGAAAGCAGUUGUGAUCACAGAUGAACGUGGUCGUGCUACAGGUGAAGGUGUUGUGGAAUUCUGUAAGAAACCAGCUGCUAAUUUGGCUCUCAAGAAGUGUCAGGAUGGUUGCUUCUUUAUGGUUGCGUCACCACGUCCAGUUAUUGUAGAGCCAAUGGCUGUAGUGGAUGACAAUGAAGGCAUGAGUGAGAUCAAUGUAAACAAGCGAAACCCAGAGUACAUCAAGGAAAGGCAACAAGGCCCUCGUUUUGCUCAGCCAGGAUCCUUUGAAUACGAGUAUGGCUUAAAAUGGAAGCAGUUGUAUGAGCUUUUUGACAAGAAGAAAGAUUCUCUGGAAAGGGAGUUAAAUGAUGAGAAGAGGAAACUUGAAGAGCAGAUUGAAUAUGCAAAAUAUGAGCAUGACACAGAAAUGUUGAGAGAACAGCUGCGUCAGAGGGAAGAGAUGAAUCAGCGCACUAAGUCAGACUUCGAACAACGCCAGCGUGAAUGGGAAGAGCAUAGACGUCAAGAGGAGGAGCGGCAACGACGACAGGAGGAGGAGUUGUCAAUGAAGUUCCGCCAGCAGGAAGAGGAACUGAGGAGGCGCCAGGAAGAGAACAGACAGUUUAUGCAAGAACGGGCAAAUGAUCUAAUGAAGAGUGAAAACAGCCAAGACAGCUUUGGCAGUGGUGGCUACCAAGGGAUGGAAGGUAGCAACUGGCGGCGCACCAGUGACAGUUACGGCACACAAGGAGGCAGCAGCUGGCGUGGAGGAGGAAGCGACUCCUGGGGACGCUCAGCUGGUGCAGGUAGUCGAGGAGGUGUUGGUAGUGGCACUGGCCAGAAUUGGGGAGACAGUGCAUGGGAUGGACGUCCAGACCCUUGGCAGAGUGACAACCGUGGCAGUUACCAGAGAGGCAACAGUGAGAGUGAGUUGCCUCCUCCACCG
Molecule: messenger RNA, 1903 nt
Organism: Penaeus monodon (black tiger shrimp)
Lineage: Eukaryota; Metazoa; Arthropoda; Malacostraca; Decapoda; Penaeidae
Product: hrp65 protein-like
Biological process (GO): regulation of DNA-templated transcription
Cellular component (GO): nucleus
Molecular function (GO): RNA binding
Source: RefSeq, a predicted model, not a curated record